Pan troglodytes (chimpanzee) is the source of this 3522-nucleotide messenger RNA. It is a transcript of the gene FLCN, whose product is annotated as folliculin. The record is from RefSeq and is a predicted model, not a curated record. Lineage: Eukaryota; Metazoa; Chordata; Mammalia; Primates; Hominidae. Gene Ontology annotation, biological process: positive regulation of transforming growth factor beta receptor signaling pathway; negative regulation of transcription by RNA polymerase II; positive regulation of TORC1 signaling. The transcript has 16 exons. The coding region runs from base 875 to 2713 and encodes 612 amino acids. Gene Ontology annotation, cellular component: cytosol. Gene Ontology annotation, molecular function: GTPase activator activity.
GAGUGAGUGUGGUCGCUCCUGGUUCUGCCAGCUCCCCUGAGAGCCUGAACCCGGGCUUGAGAGCCUCGCCACCCCGGGUGACAUCCCUGCCGUGGGCUUGGGGGCUCUGGGUGUGAUCCCGCCGGUCCGGGUCCCGCACCGACCACCUACCCAGCGCAGUCAGGGGCGGGGCUGGGACCCAGAGCGGGACCCCGGCUGCCGAGUCCAGGUGUCCCGCGGGCCUCGAUUCAGGGAGCAGAAAACGCCAGGUCUUCAAGGAUGUCUGCCACCACCAUGUCUGACCCAUUUGGCAGCAGCCUCGUGUGUGGUGGUCUGGUGUGGACAGUGGAAGCGUGAUUCUGCUGAGUGUCAGUGUGACCACUCGUGCUCAGCCGUAUCUCAGCAGGAGGACAGGUGCCGGAGCAGCUCGUGCAGCUAAGCAGCCAACUGCAGAAACGUCAGGCCUGUUGCAGUCUCCAAGGCACCAUGAAUGCCAUCGUGGCUCUCUGCCACUUCUGCGAGCUCCACGGCCCCCGCACUCUCUUCUGCACGGAGGUGCUGCACGCCCCACUUCCUCAAGGGGAUGGGAAUGAGGACAGUCCUGGCCAGGGUGAGCAGGCGGAAGAAGAGGAAGGUGGCAUUCAGAUGAGCAGUCGGAUGCGUGCGCACAGCCCCGCAGAGGGGGCCAGCGUCGAGUCCAGCAGCCCGGGGCCCAAAAAGUCGGACAUGUGCGAGAGUUUUGCUCUUAUUGCCCAGGCUGGAGUGCCAUGGUGUGAUCAUGGCUCACUGCAACCUCCGCCUCCCGAGUUCAAGCAAUUCUCCUGCCUCAGCCUCCUGAAUAACGAAUUACACGUGCCUGCCACCACGCCUGGCUAAUUUUGUAUUUUUAGUAGAGAUGAGGUUUCACCAUGUUGGGCAGGCUGGUCUUGAACUCGUGACCUCAGGUGAUCCACCUGCCUCGGCCUCCCAAAGUGCUGAGAUUACAGACGUGAGCCACCACACCCAGCCUAUGUUAACUUUAACCCACUCUGCCUCCCUGCCGUGGCCUUCAUGUUUGUAUUCACACACUCCAGCCUGUCCUGGAGGCGGGUCCCCAAAGUCCCGUGCUCCCAGUGGAGUUUCCUGCUCCCAGGACCCCCAGUGUUCUCGGUGGGUCACUCCGUCAGCUCUCGAACUCUCGGGAAUUAGUGGCUGCCGGUCACUUGCUGCAGGGCACCCGGGAUAUAUCAGCCAUGAUAAAGAGACCUCCAUUAAAUACGUCAGCCACCAGCACCCCAGCCACCCCCAGCUCUUCAGCAUUGUCCGCCAGGCCUGUGUCCGGAGCCUGAGCUGUGAGUGCAGGGAGAGUGCAGUGGCUGCUCUGACCUGCUGGUUCUUCUGCAUGCUCCAGGUCUGCCCUGGCCGUGAAGGCCCCAUCUUCUUCGGAGAUGAGCAGCACGGCUUUGUGUUCAGCCACACCUUCUUCAUCAAGGACAGCCUGGCCAGGGGCUUCCAGCGCUGGUACAGCAUCAUCACCAUCAUGAUGGACCGGAUCUACCUCAUCAACUCCUGGCCCUUCCUGCUGGGGAAGGUCCGGGGAAUCAUCGAUGAGCUCCAGGGCAAGGCGCUCAAGGUGUUUGAGGCAGAGCAGUUUGGAUGCCCACAGCGUGCUCAGAGGAUGAACACAGCCUUCACGCCAUUCCUACACCAGAGGAACGGCAACGCCGCCCGCUCGCUGACAUCGCUGACAAGUGAUGACAACCUGUGGGCGUGCCUGCACACCUCCUUUGCCUGGCUCCUGAAGGCGUGUGGCAGCCGGCUGACCGAGAAGCUCCUGGAAGGUGCUCCGACCGAGGAUACCUUGGUCCAGAUGGAGAAGCUCGCUGAUUUAGAAGAGGAAUCAGAAAGCUGGGACAACUCUGAGGCUGAAGAGGAGGAGAAAGCCCCUGUGUUGCCAGAGGGUACAGAAGGGCGGGAGCUGACCCAGGGCCCGGCAGAGUCCUCCUCUCUCUCAGGCUGUGGGAGCUGGCAGCCCCGGAAGCUGCCAGUCUUCAAGUCCCUCCGGCACAUGAGGCAGGUCCUGGGUGCCCCUUCUUUCCGCAUGCUGGCCUGGCACGUUCUCAUGGGGAACCAGGUGAUCUGGAAAAGCGGAGACGUGGACCUCGUCCAGUCAGCUUUUGAAGUGCUUCGGACCAUGCUUCCCGUGGGCUGCGUCCGCAUCAUCCCAUACAGCAGCCAGUACGAGGAGGCCUAUCGGUGCAACUUCCUGGGGCUCAGCCCGCACGUGCAGAUCCCCCCCCACGUGCUCUCCUCAGAGUUUGCUGUCAUCGUGGAGGUCCACACAGCCGCACGUUCCACCCUCCACCCUGUGGGGUGUGAGGAUGACCAGUCUCUCAGCAAGUACGAGUUUGUGGUGACCAGUGGGAGCCCUGUAGCUGCAGACCGAGUGGGCCCCACCAUCCUGAAUAAGAUUGAAGCGGCUCUGACCAACCAGAACCUGUCUGUGGAUGUGGUGGACCAGUGCCUCGUCUGCCUCAAGGAGGAGUGGAUGAACAAAGUGAAGGUGCUUUUUAAGUUCACCAAGGUGGACAGUCGACCCAAAGAGGACACACAGAAGCUGCUGAGCAUCCUGGGUGCGUCCGAGGAGGACAAUGUCAAGCUGCUGAAGUUCUGGAUGACUGGCCUGAGCAAGACCUACAAGUCACACCUCAUGUCCACGGUCCGCAGCCCCACAGCCUCGGAGUCUCGGAACUGACCCGUCACACACACCUGCCUAAAGACAGGGAUGGCUGUCCACAGGCUCCUCCAGCCCCGUGAGAGGGACUGUCCCUUGAGUUUCUCAACUGCUGGAAGGAGCUGUGUCCCAGCAAGGAAGGGAAACCGUCGGGGCUGGGCUCGGCCCUGUCAGGUUUGGGGCCUGUGUGCUUCCCAGACUCUCCCUCCAGCCGUUGGAAUCGCUGAAGAUGGCAAUGAAAGGCGGAGGGAUGAUGGGCUCUCUCUGUGUUCAAACCCCUUGGAGAGACGACUAGGAGGACAGCUUGCCUCUCAGGCCCCUUGUGGACUUAGACUCAAAACCCGCAGGAGAAACAGGUCCGACUCAGUAUGCAGUCGCAAUAACAUGUCUGCUCCCGAGGUUAACAUUCAAGCGUUUCUACUUUGAAAUUCAGCAAGAGUUUCUGGGCCUUAUGUUUGAGGGUACCUUUUGCUGCAGUUGUGAAUAUUCAGUACAUUGCCAGCUCUUGGUCACUGAGUGAUUGAGUUAGGGCUCCGCAAGAGACUUUGGGGAGUGAAGUGGAUCUCUUCCUCAUCUUCUGGUCCUCUGAAAUGUGUGUUCUGAAGCCAUGGGGCUCGUCUUCUGGGGUGUUCCCCUGCAGGUGCCGGUGAAGGUAACCUGGGGCUUAACGAUGGAGUCCCUGAUCAUUUUUGCACAAGACAGGUUGCUGAGGGGUCGGCAAGCAUCUGACUUGCCCAAUCCCCUGGAUAUGGUGAGCCCCGCCAUGCUUUUAUUCUGUAUCGCUUUUGUCUUUAUUGCUGCUUUCAACAUUUACGUUUGGUUACAGUUAA